AUGUUUGCAAAGCCAAAGCAAAUUCAAGAGACGCAAGCAGAGAAGGAUUCGACCGAAAGCUCCAACAACAGCGUGUCCCCAAGUCAACUCAACGCCGACAACCUUGACUACGGUCGGGGUAACUUGCAAAUCCACGACCGCGACUGUGGCGUGGCCCGGCAUCCUGCUUUCUACAAGGCUCUUCGGGCCUUGGCGACGACGAGUACGCUGAAAGACAUGCAUGAAGUUAUCUACGAAGGAUGCAGCAGCAACGCGGCUGUUGCUCCCGAAGAGAAUCUUCUCAAGUUGAACGGCGACGAGGCUUGGAUGCAUCUUCUGGAGUCCCUCGUGUCACUCAAAGUCUUCUCGGCGUCGAACCGUUCCGGCACAAUAUUUUCGCGAGAGGCCGACUUCUCCGAAGGCAUUUCUCAAUACCUCAACAAGUUUUGUCAACGACAGAAUCUACCAUUCGUCUUUUCGCAUCAGUAUGCAUGCGGUUUCAAGGAGGGCAGCGCGGACGACUGUGUCGACAGCCAUUGCUGCGUUUUAUUCUUGCAACGAGGGACAACGCGAGGAUGUGCUUGUUGGCAUGAUCGAAGUGAACAAAGCGAGUUUGCACGAUGA
Messenger RNA from Seminavis robusta, 603 nucleotides. Lineage: Eukaryota; Bacillariophyta; Bacillariophyceae; Naviculales; Naviculaceae. The record is from the annotation of a GenBank genome assembly.